AUGAUAGGAACCUCGCUGAUGGCGCAGCCCCAGCAGACACAACAGGUGCCUGCGCUGUCGCAGUCACAAGCCCAGCUGUCGAGCUCUCUAUGGCAGCCUGGCCAAGAGACGCCGCACCAGAAGCCGAUUCUGGAACAGAUGAAGCUCGUGACGGAGAAAUGGGAUCCCGCCAACCCCAGCUGCGUGUUCAAGCACUACUUUUACAACAAAGUCGAUGAAGCACACAUCCCCUUUUACAAGCCUCAACCAUUCGAAGACCCUCGAGAAUGGGAGGAGGCGCUGCAGAACAAGCCCGCCCCUGGUUUCAUGCCUGUGCUGUGCGCAGGCUACACUGGCGUGGCAGACCGAUUGAAGACGCAAAAGCGUGCCAUUUCCGAAUUCAACACACGACUACACCAGAUCAACGGCUGUCUGGAUGCAUUGCUGCAGCGACAUGAGUUGGAGACGGAAACCAGAGCACUCGCUGCCAGGAGGCGGCAGACGAUGAUUUCCAACCGAUGUUUGGCUUUGGCCGCCAAGGUGCAGAUUCUUAGGAACAGGGGCUACGCUCUGAGCGGCGAUGAGGAUGAUUUGAAGAGCAGACUGCAGGCUCUGGAGCGCGACGUGCAAGACCCGGCAGUUGGUGCCAGGGAAGAAGAGCUGUGGAGCAGGCUGAUCGUGCUGAGAGGAUACUCCGAGAGGCUGAACAAGGAAAUGGAGAAGCCGGCUGGAGCUGAGAGCGAGGGGCUGGAUGAGGAGACGCAGACAAGGGCAAAGCGGGUAUUGGAAGAUUACGAGAGACAGCUACAGCAUUUGAAAAAGGAGUUGGAGGCGUUGGGCGCAGACUACCAGGAGUGGGAAAAGAGCAGAAACCCGCCAUCACGGUCCCGGUAA
Trichoderma virens Gv29-8 is the source of this 873-nucleotide messenger RNA. RefSeq lists its product as uncharacterized. The transcript has 3 exons. Gene Ontology annotation, cellular component: nuclear pore central transport channel; nuclear pore. Lineage: Eukaryota; Fungi; Ascomycota; Sordariomycetes; Hypocreales; Hypocreaceae. Gene Ontology annotation, biological process: nuclear pore organization; NLS-bearing protein import into nucleus; protein localization to nuclear inner membrane. The coding region runs from base 1 to 873 and encodes 290 amino acids. The record is from RefSeq and is a predicted model, not a curated record. Gene Ontology annotation, molecular function: structural constituent of nuclear pore.